GUCUCGCGAGAAUUGGUGCGCGAGGAGGGAGAUCCAAGCAGAAGAGAGAGAAGGAAAGGCGAGCGGGAAGAGAAGCCAUGGCUGAGGCGGGAGGAAAUCUGAUGGAGGACACAGAGGGAAAUACCUUGGUCUUCUCUGUUUUGAAAUCAUUCAACGAAUUCAUAUCGCAGUCGGCGGAGCAAACAUCUUUGAUGACUCCACAGUUUCCUCAAGGCUCUCUGCAGACACAGUACCAGCAAAUGAUGAAACUGGAAGAGCAAGCUGGACAGAUCCAGUCAGGGACCCGGCUCUUGCAGGUGGAACGGGAGAAAAUGCAGAUGGAGUUGAGCCACAAACGGGCUCGAAUUGAACUCGAGAAGGAGGCUAAUACAAAUGCAAGGAAUUUUCAGCGGGAGUCUGACCAUAACCAAGACCUCAAAAAACGCAUCAAGAAUUAUCAGGACAGGGAGGCGGAGAUUGAAAAUAAGCUCCAGGAACAAAUUGAAAUCAACAAAACCUGUCAGAAGAACGCCGAGUCCUUGAAUAAGAAGCUGCAGGAUAAGGAGAACAAAUUGGCUGAAGCCAAUGAGACAAUCACUGUGCUGAAAGGGAAGAUAUCACAGUUGCAGUGGAACUUACUGGAUCAGGAGUUACAAAUGAAGAACUGUGAAUCGCAGAAGCAGGAACUGACUGAACAGCUGGAUGUACUACACAAAAAAUGGCAAGAAGCCAGUCAGCAAAUUCAGGCUCUACAAGCAAAGGAAGAGCAGGUGAUUGAGAUGGAGCAGAAAGUGAAGGAUCUGGAACAAAAGCUCUCAUUGCAAGAACAAGAUGCUAUAAUUGUGAAGAACAUGAAGACAGAGCUAGCCCAAUUUCCCAAAAUGGAGCGGGAGCUGCAGCAGCUUCGAGAGGAGAAUGCUUAUCUUAGAGAAAUGAAAGAAAAUAAUGGGUUGCUUAAAGAGGAAGUGGAGGGUCUCCAGAGGAAACUGGAGCGCUAUGAGAAGGUUCAGGCAGAAAUGGUGGCUUUGGAGUUGGAGAAGGAGAAACUCCAGAGAAGGCUGAAAACUUGGGAGAAACUGGACCAGAGCACUGGUUUAGAUAUCAAAAGCCCCGAUGAUCUCUCCAGCCACAUCGUUGCUCUUCAGCAACGGGAGCUUGUACUGAAAGAGCAAAACUCUGCCAUCUCCAGCAGUGCCAGGCUUUUGGAGAAAGCACGGAAGCAGCUCCAGGAGGAAUUACUGAAGGUUCAGAACCAGCUUCUGGAGGAGAAGAAAAAACGUGAGCAGCAUGAAGCCAUGGUCAAGUGCUUGCAGAGGCGUGAGCAUCUCCUCAUCAUGGCACGCGAUGGAAUGAGAGCAAUCCUGGAUUCCUACGACAACGAACUGAACCCAUCAGAGCUCUCUCCCCAGCUGACUUUCCGCGUUCGGGAGGCUGAGGAAAUGGUGCAAAGGGUAGAAGCGCACUGUGCUGAAAUAGAGGCCCAGUGGUCCCAGACUUUGGAGGAAGCAGGAAACCAGAAGAAAAGAGCAGACAUGUUGGAGGUAGAGCUGCAGAUGCUGAGGAGCCAGGUGCCCGCCACGGAUUCGAGUGCCUUUGUUGCCAGAGAGGAGGUGAAUGCGCUGAGAUUAAAGAUUGAGGAACUGGAAGCUGAAAGAAGGCGGUUAGAAGAGGAGAACCGGUCUCUGGAGAUGAAGCUGGAACAGAUAACCUUCCAGGGUUAUCACGAUCCCACGAAAACCAAAGUGCUCCACUUUGGUUUGAACCCAGCCAGUCUGGCCAAGCAACAGCGUCUUGAGGAGUGUCAACGGCUGAAGGAAGAAAAUGAACGCUUGAGACAGCUGGUUCUACAAGAAGGAGGCUCCAUCCCAGAAAACCUUGAGGCAGCUGCGCCUCUCCAGUUGACCCAAGAAAUUGCAGAACUCAAGAAGCAAGUGGAGAGUGCCGAACUGAAAAACCAGCGCUUAAAAGAAGUCUUUUCGACCAAGAUCCAGGAGUUCCGCAAGGUGUGCUACAAGCUGACUGGUUAUCAGAUUGACAUGACGACGGAUAACCAGUACCGGCUGACCUCGCUCUAUGCGGAGCACCAAGAGGAUUGCUUGAUCUUUAAGGCCUCCAGAUCCUCUGGAGCAAAGAUGCAGCUUUUGGAAACUGAGUUUUCUCGCACGGUCCGCGAGUUGAUUGACCUCCACCUGCUGCAGCAGGACAGCAUCCCCGCGUUCCUAAGCGCCGUCACCCUCGACCUCUUCAGCCGCCAAACCAUCACCUAACUGUGACCAGAACUCAAAUAGUAGUAACAUCUGAUGUUUUGUAGAGUCUAAGGCAGGCAUGGGCAAACUUGGGCCCUCCAGGUGUUUUGGACUUCAACUCCCACAAUUC
Messenger RNA from Anolis sagrei ordinatus, 2355 nucleotides. Lineage: Eukaryota; Metazoa; Chordata; Lepidosauria; Squamata; Anolidae. The record is from RefSeq and is a predicted model, not a curated record.